Torulaspora globosa is the source of this 738-nucleotide messenger RNA. It is a transcript of the gene SLD7, whose product is annotated as Sld7p. Lineage: Eukaryota; Fungi; Ascomycota; Saccharomycetes; Saccharomycetales; Saccharomycetaceae. The transcript has a single exon. The coding region runs from base 1 to 738 and encodes 245 amino acids. The record is from RefSeq and is a predicted model, not a curated record.
AUGUUGACGCAGAUUGCAACGCUGCGGUUCACUUUGGGUAGCAACUAUGACAACAUUGUGAUUCGUGACGUUCAAUUGUGGCGGGAGGGCCGUUCGUGCGACCAGCCGGUGCGACAUCUUACGGGUACUCUUCUCCAGUACGUGGAUCUCGACAAGCUGCCAGUGUGGGUCACUGGCAGCGGGACUGUAGCCACCUGUUUCACUGCCAGCUCGACAGCGGUAGCAUACUUUACCAGCAAGUUAAGACGCGAGAGACGCGGGAUCGUGGUACAAACAGGCGACGAGUUUCUCAUACUGCAUCGGGAGAAGGAUCAAGUGCGAUGUCUGGAGGUCGAUUUGGUCGCUAAAGCAAGAAUUGACUCGCAGAUCAAUGCUCUCGAGGCGGCUGCGGCCGCGCCGACCGCGGCCAAGGACGAUAACAUAGACGUGGUGCUGCGGCAGUCGCAAGAGAGAAAGAGCUUCAGCAACGAAAAGGUUCUGAAAAAGCUGCAUGCGAGCGAGAAGAGAUCACAGUUCAACCAGACGCUGUCGAAACUGAUCCUGGGCGGGCUGCGACUGCGAGGCAUACCCAACUCGCAGUCCGGAUUCCAAAAGCUGUACAAAAUGACCUUCAGCGCGGCGGAGUUCUCUCACAGGAAACAACUGCAGGCAUUGGCGGGCAACACGGGCGCAGAGAUACCAUUCGAAGAGCUCCAGGCAACGGUAGAGACGCUGCUUGAACUGUUCACCAGAUUCUGA